AUGAAGGACAAUGAUGAGGUCGAGAUCGAGAAACCGGUGCUCGUCGAUGUGGACGAUUUCGACGUGAGGUUUUUCGAUACCGAAGAAGCAGUGAUGUCAAUGGAAGUACCUGCUAUCGCUCAUCCAUUCAAAAAGUGGAUGGACAGCUUUCGUCCUCGCAAAUACACCCCCCGAACCACACCACAACGCUUUGUCGAAGGCUGGUCGGAUUCUUCACAGGUGGAAUUCUCGACGCAGAACCAAGAUGCUCCCAACGGACAGGAACAACAGUGGGAGAGCGAAUCGCGGCACUCUUCACAACUGGGAACCGUCAAAACAACUACACUUAGCAUUGCUAGCCGGAGCAUGGCGAGAUCUAGACGGACCACCCGGAGUACAGCCAACCAGAGUACCAUAUCAGGCUCGCGAAUCUCUGCCGACAGCACUCGACCGGCGUCUAGCCAUCACAUCGACAAGGACGCAGAACUGCGGGCGACCAAGAGACGACAGGUGUUACGGGAAAUCAUCACGACCGAGUCGGACUAUGUCCUUGGCUUGAAAGCACUCACAGGUGUCCUGUCCAUAUUCAACACCAGGCCCGAGAUAUAUCGCAACAUCCAACGCAUCCUCGCUAUCCACGAGCGCUUCCUAAGUCAGCUCCAGGCAACGUCCCCUCUCUCAACAUCAAAUGCUUCAGAGAGUGGACUCUCCGACCUUGCAUCUCGAGGGCUCUACAAGCGCUUGGGCACCAUUGACUUGCCUGGGUUCAAGGGGCUUCAAAACCGGUCUCUGAGGACGAGCAACUUCAAAGCAUCGGUUAACCAGCGGCUCAAAGCUUUGUCCGCGGAGCCAUUUGAAUGCCUUGAAGUCGCGCGUGAGAUUGAUAAGUUGUCUAUUUCUUUCUCGCUAUACGAGGAGUUCUGCAGCAACUAUGAGAUUCUCACCCAAGAUAUGGUCCUCCUACGCAGGUCCAUUCCCAACUGGGAAGUUUUUGACCAGGGGAUUGAGGCAUUGUCCAAGUCAGUCGCAUCGAUGGACAGUCGAAAACAGGAAGAAAACCGAUCCAUGUCGCUAAAUGAUCUGUUGAUAAAGCCUGUUCAGCGCCUCUGCAAAUAUCCACUUCUACUCCAGGAUAUGCUUCGACAAACCCCGAUUUGUGACUGCCCAUCUUCCCAUGCUGGCAUUGAGCAGAUCGUGGAGAAUUUGCGCGCUUUAGUGGCACGAAUCAAUUCAGCAACCGGCAACCCCGUUCACAAAGACCGGAUCCAAAAGACUAUUCUCCUCCAGGAAAGAAUCGGAUUCUCAGAUUUGCAUCCACUUCAAGAUAUGUAUAGAGAGCUGGGGCCGAUGACCUUGUGCGGUGUUCUCCAUGUGGUAUAUCGAACACCAGAAAGCACCACCGGUGACUUCAUGGUAUGCAUCCUUUUCAACUGCUACCUCCUUUUUGCCAGGGGCAUCGAUGACUUCCAUCGACUGGAGGCAGUGGCCUGCCUGUACGUGGACGACUUAAAGAUGGAUACGCCAAGCAAUGGACAAGGGCUCUAUUGCUACGGAUGCCUGUUCUCUUGGAAGCUCAUCUUCCAAGAUCAAGAGGAAAACUACGAAAUUGUGCUCAGUGCAUCUUCGGCCACAGAAGAGAGACACUGGAAGACGGAGUUGCUGAAAUCCUCUGCAGCCUUGUCGGGCAUAGAAAAGCCGGGCUCGUGGGACCCUCGGCAAUACUCUUUCGUGACCCUCGACCUGGUGCCCUUGGAUCGCGUUCAGUACGCCGCGGGCUCUUUGGCUCGAAGAUCAUCGAUGGACUCCAUGGCGGUAUUGCGCAAGUCCCAUGUUCAGCAUGUAAUCAUCAAGAAGACGAAUUGCCCGCAUAGCCACGAGGAGUUAACAUCUCCAGAUCAGGGCGAGAUUGAACGACCCAAGACACCUGUUUCACGUACUGCACUGACCCUGACUGCGAGACGGAUGGAACGAAUCCGACUGGAGCGAUUGGUCGCGGAUGUCUAUACACGAGACGUGCUUCCAUUGCCAGGAAUGGUUCUCGGAAGGGGUGAUCUCUUCCGACGCGGAUCCAUCAUGAGACGUCUCAGUCUCCAUGCCGGAUUCACCAGGCGGUCCAGUUCCGUCAGCACCUCCCAUUCCGGACCCGUGAUGACUGACGCCCACUCUAUUGACGGACACGGCGGGGAAGAAAAAGAGUUGACGGCCCAAGGCGAGAAAUGCGAGGACCAGCAGAAUGCGGAUGGGGAAAUCCCCAGGACAAUCACAUCUACCAUGGGGCGAUCGAAGACACUUCGAUUCAAAGGCGCCGCUAAAAGGGCUAUGGGUGCGCCCCCAUCCCCUCGCAGUGAAAAGCGUCGGAGCCAAGAUGAUAACUCGGAGUCCUCUCCAGCCCGCAAGAAGUGGACCUCACCAAUGGCGCUGCUGAGUGUCUUGUCUCCGAAAAAUCUGAUCCGGCCACGUCCCAGCCUGGGAGCGAGCACGUUAUAA
This is a messenger RNA of Penicillium alfredii, 2466 nucleotides long. RefSeq names its product putative Rho guanyl nucleotide exchange factor. The record is from RefSeq and is a predicted model, not a curated record. NCBI's taxonomy places the organism in Eukaryota, Fungi, Ascomycota, Eurotiomycetes, Eurotiales, Aspergillaceae. Gene Ontology annotation, biological process: intracellular signal transduction. The transcript is spliced from 6 exons. Bases 1 to 2466 code for a protein of 821 amino acids. Gene Ontology annotation, molecular function: guanyl-nucleotide exchange factor activity.